CACCAUUUUGCUCCCCAGAAGUUAAUCUUCAUCAAUUAAUUUUCCUUCUUUUCUUUACAUUCACAUAAAAGAAAAAGCUAUAUAUGCACCACUAAACGAAAAAACCCAAAUUUAAGCCUAAAAUUUUAGGUUAGAUACGUGGCGAAAAUUCAAAACAAAGUUUUUCCUGAGAAAUUGUCCCAAAAUUAAUUUAAAAUGGACUAUUUCUUGAGUGGGUUUCUUUUGCUUGCUUGUCUUACGCAAGCCUAUGGAUAUAUCAUCACUGUGGAUGCCCAUGCAGAAGAAUGUUUCUUUGAGAAAGUUGAGGCUGGCACCAAACUUGGUCUUAGUUUUCAAAUUGCCGAAGGAGGUUUCCUAGACAUCGAUGUCCGUAUCCUCGGACCUGAUGCAAAAGUGAUCUAUGAAGAAGAACGUCAAACAUCAGGCAAAUACUCUUUUGCCGCUCAUUUUCCCGGAAUCUAUACAUUUUGUUUCUCAAACAAAAUGUCUACGAUGACUCCUAAAGUUGUUAUGUUUGAUGUCGCCAUAGGCGAACCCCCGAAGCAAGAAGCAGCAGAAGAUGGACAAUCAGCUAAUAAAAUUGAAGAAAUGAUUAGGGAGUUGUCAGCUUCCUUGUUGGCUGUUAAACAGGAGCAAGAAUAUAUGCAAAUAAGAGACAGAAUUCAUCGUAGUAUUAACGAAAGCACUAAUUCUAGAGUGGUAGCAUGGUCAUUUUUUGAAGCUGUUAUAUUGUUUUCCAUGACGAUUGCUCAAGUGUUUUAUUUGAAGAGAUUCUUUGAAGUAAGAAGAGUGGUUUAGAAUAAUGGGUUAUAUAAAGAUGGACUGUGUUUUGUGAUACUUAACAAUCUAUUUAUAAAUUCUCUAUAACUUUUAUUGAUGUACGUUUAAUAAAAGUUAUAGAAAUAUCCUGUUUUUUGUAAUAUUAAAUGUCUCAAAUUAUUGUUCGUUUUCUUUUUGUGAAUAAAGAAUUUUUGAUUUUUUACAAUGCAGGUAUAUAAUAAACUUAA
This is a messenger RNA of Ceutorhynchus assimilis (cabbage seed weevil), 1007 nucleotides long. The record is from the annotation of a GenBank genome assembly. Lineage: Eukaryota; Metazoa; Arthropoda; Insecta; Coleoptera; Curculionidae.